Funneliformis geosporum is the source of this 1893-nucleotide messenger RNA. The record is from the annotation of a GenBank genome assembly. Lineage: Eukaryota; Fungi; Glomeromycota; Glomeromycetes; Glomerales; Glomeraceae.
AUGGGCAAUAAUUAUCCACCAGAAUACGAAGCCAUGAACAAUUCAGGAUAUAGAGGUAGUACCGAAAAAACAAAUGAUAAUAUACUUCAACCGGAAGAAGUUGCUCUUCAAAGACAUACCUCAGCUAGAAGACUACUUAUGGAGAACGAACGAACGAAUAUUGCACGUGAUGAUUCCAUGAAAAAGCUAACAAGGGGCGAUGGUGCAAAGAAAUUGCAAACACUUAACAAGUUUGACCCUUCAUUUAAUAAUAGUUCUGAUACUGUAUUAAAACCAAGUACUUUUUUCGAAAAGUUCCAAGCUUGGAUGAUUAAUGAAGGUGCACGAAAAAUAUUCACCUCAAUGUGGAUCAUUAUUCAUGGACUGGUAUUUUCAAUGGCAUUCCUCAAUUUCCUUUUCCAUGAUAAUUUGAAAAACGCAAGAGAUACCUUUGGAAUUACCUUUGUAUUUGCACGUUCUGCAGCUUUAGUCCUCCAUGUAGAUGCGGCCGUAAUUUUAUUUCCUGUGUGCCGCAAUUUAAUUUCAUUUAUCCGUCAGACUCCAAUCAAUAACGUUAUCCCAUUAGAUCAAAAUAUUGAAUUUCAUAAAGCAAUCGGUUGGUCUAUUCUAUUUUUCACAAUUGUCCACACUGUAUCACAUUGGAUCAAUUUUUAUAGAUUGGCCGUAGCAACUAAUGGGGGCAUUGUUAUGUGGCUUAAACUUAAUUUCAUAUCUGGACCAGGGGCAACUGGAUAUGUUAUGCUUAUAAUUUUAAUUAUAAUGGUAGCUACAGCCGCGGAAAAACCUAGGCGUGCUCAUUUCAAUAGAUUCUGGUAUCUUCAUCAUCUCUUCGUUCCGUUCUUUGGUGCUUGGGCUUUUCAUGGAGCCUUCUGUAUGAUUCAACCUGAUAGAGAACCAAAAUGCAAAGAUAUCGCCGCAUUUUGGAAAUAUUGGAUUACAUCCGGUUCAAUUUACAUUGGAGAACGCAUUCUUAGAGAGAUACGUGCUCGCCAUACUACAUAUAUCUCCAAAGUCGUUAUGCAUCCAUCUAAGGUUGUUGAAAUUCAAGUUAAAAAAGAGCAUAUCACGACAAAGGCGGGUCAAUAUAUCUUCUUAUGUUGUCCCGAAAUUUCACUUUGGGAAUGGCAUCCAUUUACAUUAACCUCGGCUCCCGAGGAAGAUUACAUCUCAGUACAUGUUCGUGUCGUUGGUGAUUUUACCGAGGCAUUGGCUAAAAAAUUGGGAUGUGACUAUGAAGAAGAAGACAAAUUAAGAAAAAAGAAUAAAGAUCGUAUCAAGAGUCAAUAUGAUGGAAUUGAUCUUACAAAUAAUCUUGAACUUCAAAAGGUUUUGCCAAGAGUCAUGGUUGAUGGUCCUUUUGGUAGCGCUUCAGAAGAUGUAUUCAAAUUCGAAGUUUCUAUGCUUGUGGGUGCCGGUAUCGGUGUCACUCCAUUUGCUAGCAUUCUCAAGAGUAUCUGGUAUCGUGUUAAUUAUCCAAAGAAAUCCACAAAGCUCCGAAAAGUUUAUUUCUUUUGGAUUUGCCGUGAUUACGAUUCAUUUGAGUGGUUUCAAUCGUUAUUAUCGGCUAUAGAAGAACAAGAUCUUCAACAGUUUAUUGAGAUCCACACUUAUCUAACAGGCCGUUUACGUCAUUCGGAAGUUGGUAAUAUCCUUGUUAAUGAUGACGGAAAUAUUAAAGAUACUGUCACAGGACUUCGUUCACCGACGCAUUAUGGACGUCCAAAUUGGGAUAAAAUCUUUUCAAAUAUGAGAGAUCGUUACCCAGCUUCUGAUGUUGGCGUUUUUUUCUGUGGACCCAAACCUUUGGGUAAACAAUUACACACAAAAUGCAAUUUAUGGAGUCAAGGGUUCGAAGAUGGGACAAGGUUUUAUUAUGGAAAAGAAAACUUUUAA